Messenger RNA from Electrophorus electricus (electric eel), 1554 nucleotides. Lineage: Eukaryota; Metazoa; Chordata; Actinopteri; Gymnotiformes; Gymnotidae. The record is from RefSeq and is a predicted model, not a curated record.
AUGAGGGAGAUAGUCCAUCUGCAAGCAGGUCAAUGUGGAAAUCAGAUCGGCGCAAAGUUCUGGGAGGUGAUAAGUGACGAGCACGCCAUAGACCCAACUGGAGCAUACCACGGAGACAGCGACCUUCAGCUUGAGAGAAUAAGUGUGUAUUACAACCAGGCAACGGGAGGAAAAUAUGUCCCUCGAGCCAUUUUAGUGGAUCUGGAGCCAGGAACAAUGGAUUCAGUGCGCUCUGGGCCAUUUGGGCAGAUCUUUCGGCCAGACAAUUUUGUCUUUGGACAGAGUGGUGCAGGAAACAACUGGGCAAAAGGUCACUACACUGAAGGUGCAGAUCUGGUAGACUCUGUGUUAGAUGUGGUGAGGAAAGAAUCAGAAAGCUGUGACUGUUUACAGGGGUUUCAGGUCACUCACUCUCUGGGCGGGGGCACUGGAUCUGGUAUGGGAACCCUGCUGAUCAGCAAAAUCCGUGAAGAAUAUCCUGACAGAAUUAUGAACACCUUUAGUGUCGUUCCCUCCCCUAAAGUGUCAGACACUGUAGUAGAGCCAUACAAUGCCACUCUGUCUGUGCACCAGCUUGUCGAGAACACAGACGAGACCUACUGUAUAGACAACGAGGCUCUGUAUGAUAUUUGCUUCCGUACACUGAAGCUCACAAUCCCUACUUAUGAUGAUCUGAAUCACUUGGUGUCUGUUACUAUGAGUGGAGUUACAACCUGUUUACGGUUCCCAGGGCAACUUAACGCAGACUUGCGUAAGCUGGCUGUCAACAUGGUUCCUUUCCCCAGGCUGCAUUUUUUCAUGCCAGGAUUUGCCCCCCUCACAAGCCGUGGCAGCCAGCAAUACCGCGCCCUCACGGUGACUGAGCUCACACAGCAGAUGUUUGACGCAAAGAACAUGAUGGCUGCCUGUGACCCUCGACAUGGACGCUACCUGACAGUAGCAGCCGUGUUUCGCGGGCGCAUGUCCAUGAAGGAGGUGGACGAGCAGAUGCUGAACGUGCAGAACAAGAACAGUAGCUACUUCGUGGAAUGGAUUCCCAACAACGUCAAGACGGCUGUCUGCGACAUUCCACCUCGUGGGCUGAAGAUGGCAGCCACGUUUAUUGGAAACAGUACAGCCAUCCAGGAGCUGUUCAAGCGAAUCUCUGAGCAGUUCACAGCCAUGUUCAGGCGCAAGGCUUUCCUUCACUGGUAUACGGGAGAGGGCAUGGAUGAGAUGGAGUUCACUGAGGCAGAGAGCAACAUGAAUGACCUGGUAUUUGAGUACCAGCAGUACCAGGAUGCUACAGCAGAGGAGGAUGGCAGCCUCAGGAAAAUGAACAAAAUGCAUAAACAACAGUUAUGAUUCAGAUCGACUCUUUAUGAAUUGCUAUUAUGAGUAACCUUGAAUUCCAAAGAAUACAAAAUUGCUUGGAUUGACAGAAGCACUGCUGUGAAAAUUAGCCAUCCAUUUUGAAUAAAGUUAACAAUUUGUUUGACUUCUUUCCUCACAAGGGGGUAUGAUGCAGAAACGAAGUGGCUUCAUAGAGGCUUGAGGGCUCCCCAGUGCACAAGU